Salvia miltiorrhiza (redroot sage) is the source of this 2573-nucleotide messenger RNA. RefSeq names its product polyadenylate-binding protein 2-like. The record is from RefSeq and is a predicted model, not a curated record. NCBI's taxonomy places the organism in Eukaryota, Viridiplantae, Streptophyta, Magnoliopsida, Lamiales, Lamiaceae. Gene Ontology annotation, cellular component: ribonucleoprotein complex. Gene Ontology annotation, molecular function: RNA binding. The transcript is spliced from 9 exons. The coding region runs from base 419 to 2368 and encodes 649 amino acids.
ACAAAAUUUGACUACGUCAUGCACUUCUCAUUGCCAUGUUACACGUGGCAUCAUCCUAAUUCCCCAGACGCGACAAUCAAAUCCAACGAAUGCGAUUUCACCUCUUUCCUCCAACUAGGGUUUCAUAAGCCUCCCUUCAUAUUUAUACCGUCACAGUUCACUGCCCUCCCCGAGUGCGGUGCAGUUCCCUGCCCUCCCUAACCAAAAAACCCCAAAAAUUUUCUCUCUCUAAAGUUUUCUAUUCCUAUCCCAAAAUUUAUCCCCCAAUUUAACACAUACGUAGCCGAAAACCCAAAAAAGAGUUACCUUUUUUUUCCCACUUUCAGCAUUGCUUGUUUCUCUGUUCUUCUCUCUAAUCAAUAACGAGGAGAGAGAGAAAAUAUCCCCCAGAAUCAAGAAUAUAGCUGAAAUUGGAGCAAUGGCGCAGAUUCAGGUGCAGCACCAGAAUGUGGCGGCGCCGGCUCCCAAUGGAGUGGCGGUGGCGCCUGGUGGGGCUUCUGCAGGACAGUUUCAGACGACCUCUCUGUAUGUCGGUGACUUGGAUUUCAACGUAACGGACUCGCAGCUCUACGAUCUGUUCAAUCAGGUUGGGCAGGUUGUGUCUGUUAGGGUUUGUCGCGACCUUAGCACUCGCCGCAGCCUUGGCUAUGGUUAUGUCAAUUAUAGCAACCCCCAGGACGCUGCAAGAGCUAUGGAAUUGUUGAACUUCACUCCCCUCAAUAACAAGUCGAUCCGAGUCAUGUAUUCUCAUCGGGACCCAAGUGUUAGAAAAAGUGGAAUGGCAAAUAUCUUUAUCAAGAAUUUGGACAAAACAAUUGAUAACAAAGCUCUGCACGACACUUUCUCUAGCUUUGGAAACAUCCUUUCGUGUAAGAUAGCAACUGAUCCUAACGGUCAAUCUAAGGGUUAUGGAUUUGUGCAAUUUGAUUCUGAAGAAGCUGCACAAAGUGCUAUAGAUAAGUUAAAUGGUAUGCUCAUAAAUGAUAAGCAAGUCUAUGUUGGGCAUUUCCUCCGUAAGCAAGAGAGGGAUACGACGCAGGGCAAUGCUAAGUUCAACAAUGUGUUUGUGAAAAAUCUAGCCGAGUCUACUACAGAUGAUGAUCUAAAAACAACUUUUGGCGAAUAUGGGAUAAUCACUAGUGCUGUAGUGAUGAGGGAUGCUGAUGGAAAGUCGAGAUGCUUUGGAUUUGUCAAUUUUGAGCAUGCUGAUGAUGCUGCUAAAGCUGUUGAAGCUCUAAAUGGAAAGAAAUUUGAGGACAAGGAAUGGUAUGUUGGGAAAGCCCAGAAGAAGUCGGAGAGAGAGCAGGAACUUAAAAGUCGGUUUGAGCAAACUACCAGGGAAACUGUUGACAAAUUUCCAGGAGUUAACUUAUAUGUUAAAAACUUAGAUGAUAGCAUUGAUGAUGACAAACUGAGAGAAUUAUUUUCAGGUUUUGGUACCAUCACCUCUUGUAAGGUUAUGCGAGACCCUAGUGGAAUAAGCAGAGGAUCUGGAUUUGUUGCCUUUUCAACUCCGGAAGAAGCUUCCCGAGCUCUUGCUGAAAUGAAUGGGAAAAUGUUAAUUAGCAAGCCUCUUUACGUUGCCUUGGCACAGCGCAAGGAAGAGAGGAGAGCCAAGUUACAGGCCCAAUUUUUGCAAAUGAGGCCUGUUGCAAUGCCACCUUCUAUGGCUCCACGUAUGCCCAUGUAUCCCCCUGGUGCACCUGGUAUUGGGCAGCAGCUAUUUUAUGGGCAAGCCCCUGCCAUCAUUCCUCCUCAGGCUGGCUUUGGUUAUCAGCAGCAGCUUGUUCCUGGAAUGCGCCCCGGGGGUGCUCCCAUGCCAAAUUUCUUUGUGCCGCUAGUCCAACAGGGUCAGCAGGGCCAACGACCAGGUGGCAGACGAGGAGGUCCAGGACAGCAAAAUCAGCAACCUGUCCCGAUGAUGCAACAGCAGAUGCUACCAAGGGGGGGGAGGGUGUAUAGGUAUCCUCCUGGUCGUAAUGUGCCAGAUGUGCCCAUGCCUGGUGUUGCUGGAGGAAUGGUUUCUGUUCCGUAUGACAUGGGUGGCAUGCUUCCUCGAGAUCCCCAGCCUAUGCCAAUUACUGCUUUGGCUUCUGCCCUUGCUAAUGCAACACCUGAACAACAGAGAACUAUGUUGGGUGAGAACUUGUACCCUCUUGUUGAUCAACUGGAGCAUGAGCAUGCUGCGAAGGUCACAGGCAUGCUUCUGGAGAUGGACCAGACCGAGGUUCUUCAUUUGCUUGAGUCACCUGAUGCUUUGAAAUCAAAGGUUUCCGAGGCAAUGGAUGUCCUGAGGAAUGUUCAGCAGUCUGGCAGCCCCGCCGACCAACUUGCUUCGCUGUCACUCAACGACAACCUUGUUUCUUGAAAAUGAUGUGGACAUGGCGCUCUGCCUAUCUGAAUCAACUUUUUGCUAGUGAGGGUUUUAAAUUUGGUUGGACACAUGCUAGGAUUCUGCAUUUGUGAUAUUUACUGUUGGUUUUCCUAUUCCUUUUCUGCGCUUAUCUUAAAAUUGUUGGUCUCUGGAAUUUAUUUGGGUUGCCUUAGUAUUUGAAUGCGAUUGCAAUUUCCUA